UGGUCCAAAUCAAGACGCCAAAACAUGAGAUUAAAAACGUGAGAUACUUUUCCAUGAAACCAACAAUCUCCUUAGUUUUAUAUUGACAUUUGACAACACUGUCAUCAUUCAAUUAUACAAAUUACAAACCACAAUUUUCAGAAAUUUCCCAAACUCAAACUUUAACCGCACUUUCAUCAAAACCAACCAACCUCCCACACUUCCCCAUCUACCCUUCUUCUUAAUUUCAUUGGGAAAAUGCCUGAGAACAUUACACCUGAGAAUCUACUCAACAAUAUAAUGGAUACAUUUUCUGAUAGUGUUCAAAAACACAACCCUGGCUCCUUUCUUGAGGAGGAAGUAUCCAAUCCUGUCGCUUCUAAGUUUAAUCGUCUUUUCGGACGUCAGGAGCCUGUGCAUAAAGUUUUGGGAGGCGGAAAAUCUGCUGAUGUCUUGCUAUGGAGGAACAAAAAAAUCUCUGGCAGUGUUUUAGCUGGUGCUACUGCUACCUGGGUGAUGUUUGAAUGGCUGAAUUACAAUUUCCUGUCCCUUGCUUGCUUUGCUGUGGCUUUGGGCAUGCUUGCUCAGUUUCUUUGGUCAAAUGCCUCUGGUUUCUUGAACAGAUCACCAUCUGAAGUCCCACGAAUUCAAGUGCCAGAUGAGUGGUUUGCUGAUAUUGGCAGGGUAGUUGGUAAAGAAGUCAACCGUGCUUUAAUGUAUCUUCAAAAUAUUGCUUGCAGUGGGAAUCUAAAGCAAUUUGCUCUGGUUGUAUCAGGAUUGGUGGUUGCUGCUAUGAUAGGGAGCUGGUGCAAUUUCCUAACUGUUAUCUACAUUGGUUUUGUUGCUGCACACACACUACCAGUUCUGUAUGAAAAAUAUGAUGAUCAGAUUGAUGGCUUUGCGGAAAAUCUCAUCAACCAAAUGACUCACCAUUACAAGAAGGUUGAUGCUCGUGUUCUCAGUAAGCUUCCUUCCAGAAGCCACUGGGGAAAGAAACAUGAGUAAGAAAGAGGGAUACAUGUGACAUCGUAAGCUGUUUGUCAAUUGUUCCUUUGUCAGAUCUUCUAGUGUAAUAUGUUGUUAGCAGGAUCUUCUGCUUUCAUUUAUGUACAUGGAAAUUCAUGCUAGAUAAACAUUAGUCUCUUCCUGAAAGGUUUGGUGGUGUGGCCUACUCUUUCAGGAAUAAGGAGUAAGGUACUACAUUCUGUUGUAUGCAAAUCUGUAAUGUUAUCGCUGAUGUAAAUUUAUUUGAUGCAAAUAGAUUUCUAAAUGCAACUACAAUUGAUGCAACUACAUUCGGGAUUCAUUUUAUGAUAUUUUGUGCACCCGAUGAAGAAGUU
Chenopodium quinoa (quinoa) is the source of this 1319-nucleotide messenger RNA. Its product is annotated as reticulon-like protein B8. Lineage: Eukaryota; Viridiplantae; Streptophyta; Magnoliopsida; Caryophyllales; Amaranthaceae. The transcript has 6 exons. The record is from RefSeq and is a predicted model, not a curated record. The coding region runs from base 238 to 984 and encodes 248 amino acids.